Drosophila nasuta is the source of this 820-nucleotide messenger RNA. RefSeq names its product mutagen-sensitive 304 (gene mus304). The transcript is spliced from 2 exons. Lineage: Eukaryota; Metazoa; Arthropoda; Insecta; Diptera; Drosophilidae. Bases 2 to 715 code for a protein of 237 amino acids. The record is from RefSeq and is a predicted model, not a curated record. Gene Ontology annotation, biological process: DNA repair; DNA damage checkpoint signaling.
GAUGGCGCCAUCGAUGUUUCCCACCUCUAGUGCAAAGAUGGCAAGACAAUUUCGUCCGCUACUAAACAAUUCGAGUAAAAGGCAAAAAUUAGAAUUAGGCGUGCAAAAUUCAGGCGAUUUGUUUAAGUCAACUAUUGCUGAAUUUUGGGGAAGUGACGAUGACGAUGUUAUUUUGUUAGCUACUCAACAAGCAGAGGAAAAUCAGCGACAGCCAGACAGUCCACGACAAACAGAGAAUGAAUUUGAAUUACGUCCAUUUGUAUCAAGUACACAACAACCGCAUAGAAAGCGGCUAUCAACUUCACGCCAGAGUCCUGCGUACCAGCCGCGCCAUGUGGCUUCAACAUCGCCUGAAGAUGAGACGAUCAAAUUCUCAAAUUCGAGUAAUUUUAGGCCCAAUAAAGAUAAUCCUCUGUUACCAGAAGUUCAACAUGUACAAAAUGAGCCUACAAUUUCAAAUACAAGUCAUUGGGCAACUAGUCGUCAAGUAGCACAGGAACGACAACUUAAAUUAUUAAUGGAGCGCGUCGAUAUUCUCCAAAAGGAAAAUUCCAAAUUGCAAAAAGAUCUCUUGGAUCACAAGAGUCAAACAGGCACCAAGGAUGGAGAGGUAAAAUUACUCCGUUAUGAACUACAACAAGCGAGAAAAUUACUUCAAAUGAGUAAGAUGGAAAAAAUUAUUAUGGCUGAAGAAGCUAAAAAAAGACUGCAAUAGAAAAGUCGCAGAUGUUUACAAGGAAGUGAUUGCGAAAAAUACAGAAUUAACGUUUACGAAUGUUGAAUUUUCUGAAUAUAAAAUUCGAAAUACGAACAACUCAUU